This is a messenger RNA of Diorhabda sublineata, 3465 nucleotides long. RefSeq names its product spermatogenesis-associated protein 20. Gene Ontology annotation, biological process: carbohydrate metabolic process. Lineage: Eukaryota; Metazoa; Arthropoda; Insecta; Coleoptera; Chrysomelidae. The transcript has 2 exons. Bases 106 to 2541 code for a protein of 811 amino acids. The record is from RefSeq and is a predicted model, not a curated record.
GACAUUCCGUGCCCGUAUUCGAAAAAGUCAAAAGUCCAUUUCAUUAAUAAAUAACGAAGAAGAAAAAUUUUUGUCAAAAUAUUUUUAAAUUGUCAGUGUAAAGUUAUGACCCGAGGAGUGCAUAAUUCCAUAAUUCAAAAUUUAUUGAAAAGGCUAUCUUUAUCAAAUGGAGAUAUUCGUUUCUAUAACUGCAUCGGAAACACUACAGUGACAAAUAGUUGUUCUAAUACAAGGAUAUCUGUGUUUAAUAAUAGAAUCUUGUCGAACAGUCUGUGUACAAAAUACUUUAUUAGAGAAAUGGCUACGCAAGUUGAUUCAUCAACCUCUGAUUCGAAACGUGCAAAUCGUUUAAAAUUAGAAAAAUCGCCGUAUUUACUACAACAUGCUACAAAUCCAGUUGAUUGGUACCCGUGGGGGCAAGAAGCUUUCGAUAAAGCGAAAUCCGAAAAUAAAUUGAUAUUUUUGUCAGUUGGAUAUUCUACAUGUCACUGGUGUCAUGUUAUGGAAAAAGAAUCGUUCGAAAACGAAUCAGUAGCAGAAAUAAUGAAUAAAUACUUUGUGAAUAUCAAGGUCGAUAGAGAAGAACGCCCCGACGUUGAUAAACUAUACAUGUCGUUUAUACAGGCUACAGUCGGAGGGGGCGGUUGGCCAAUGUCUGUUUUUCUUUCACCCGAUUUAGAACCAAUAGCAGGCGGCACAUAUUUUCCUCCCGAAGAUAUGUUUGGCAGACCUGGGUUUAAAACGGUUCUAUUAAAAAUUGCCAAACAAUGGGAUAGUAGUAAAUCUAUUUUGGUUAAUUCGGGUAAAAAAGUGCUAGAAAUAAUGAAUAAAUUAGCCAUGAAAGAUACCGAUCAGGUAGAAAACGUACCUGGGGAAGAAUGCUGGAAAAAAUGUCUCCUUCAACUAUCAACACAUUAUGAAUCUGAUUACGGUGGAUUUAGUGCCGCUCCAAAAUUCCCACAACCGACAAAUUUCAAUUUCCUUUUUCACAUAUAUUCCAGAAAUAAAAAUAGCGAACAAGGUUUGAAAUGUUUAGAAAUGUGUCUACAUACUUUAAAAAAAAUGGCGUACGGUGGAAUUCACGAUCACGUUAAUAAAGGUUUCGCUAGAUAUUCGGUUGAUAAUAAAUGGCACGUGCCACAUUUUGAAAAAAUGCUGUACGACCAAGCCCAAUUAGCUAUAUCUUACUGUGAUGCUUUCGUACUUACACAAGAUGAAUUUUAUGCUGAUAUUGUUAGAGAUAUCCUCGAAUAUGUUUCAAGAGACUUGAGUCACGUACUUGGAGGAUUUUAUGGAGCUGAAGAUGCCGAUUCGUACCCUUAUGAAGGUGCUGCUCACAAACAAGAAGGGGCUUUUUGCGUAUGGGAAUAUGAAGAAAUAUCCAAUUUGCUCGACGAGAAAACCGAUAAUAUCUCCCACGCCGAAUUAGUCGCUUACCACUACAACGUACAAAAAGACGGAAACGUUCAACCUUCCCAAGAUCCCCACGGGGAAUUGAAAAACAAAAACGUCUUAGCAUGUUUCGGUUCGUACGAAAGCACCGCAAAUAAAUUCGAUAUUAGCGUCGAUAAAGUAAAAGAAAUCCUACGGAAAUGCCACCAGGUUUUAUACGAAGCCAGACGGAAAAGACCCAAACCGGAUGUCGACACUAAAAUACUGACAGCUUGGAACGGUUUGAUGAUUUCCGGUUUCGCGAAAGCGGGAUUCGCUUUAAAAGAUCAAACGUACAUAGAUAGGGCGAUUAAAGCGGCCGAUUUCAUCAAAAAUCAUCUUUACAACGAAAAGGAAAAAUAUAUUUUGAGAUGUUGCUAUAAAGAAGGAUCGGAUUCGAUCACUUUGGGCAAUUCCCCUAUCGCCGGUUUCGUGGACGAUUACGCUUUCCUUAUAAGAGGACUAUUGGACCUUUACGAAGCCUCUCUAGACACCCAAUGGCUCCAAUGGGCCGAGACCUUGCAAGAAAUACAAAAUGCGAAAUUUUGGGACCAAAAGGAAUACGGUUAUUUCACCAGUCCGGCCGAAGAUAAAAGUAUAGUUAUCAGGGGGAAGGAGAACCAAGACGGCGCCGAACCUUCGGGGAAUUCCGUUUCGGUACAUAACCUCCUAACCUUGGCGGGCUACUUAGAUAGACAAAAUUUCCGCCAAAACGCCGAGCUAAUAUUCAAAGCCUUCGCGGAAACCUUGAAAAACGUCCCCGUAGCCUUACCGGAAAUGACGUCGGCUUUGUUGUUUUACCACAACGCGCCGACGCAGGUUUUCAUCGCGGGGCCGAAGGAAGACAGCAACACGCAGGCCCUUCUCGACGUGCUGCGUUCCAGAUUCAUCCCCGGGAAAAUUUUGGCCGUCGCCGACGGUCCUUCGGGCGCGGCCGGCCUUCUGUACCGACGCCACGAGCACUUGCUGCACAUGCGGCCGGUCGGAGGUAAACCAGCGGCGUACGUGUGCAGGAACUUCGCUUGCGCUCUGCCCCUCACCGAGCCGGACGCUUUGGCCACCUCCCUCGACACCGGCGACGGUUUCGAACUAAAAUGUGAUAGACAAUAAAAAUCGAAUCUCCGACUAAAGUAGAUUUGUACAGGUCGUUAAUCUGAAGGUUGUAUAAAAUGGUUUUAAUUGUUGUUAGAUUUAUUUACAGUUGAUAAAUAUACUCGGUUAUAUAACGAAAUAUUUUUUUUUUUUUUUUUUUUAAUACAAACUUAGCACCAAUAACGGGUAAUAGAUUUAGGGUUUUUUGAAAAAAAUUUUACAAUAGAAUAAAUGGUUUAAUUAGAUUUCGAGUUUUUUAGAAAUUGUGUUAUCGUUGCGAACAAGAAUUUAGAGACACCGAAGAACUAAAAAAUCGAAAAAAUAUUGCAAAAUUAAGGAAGAACGAGGUAAUAUAAUGGAAAGGACCGAAGAGUUCGAAAAGAACCAAAAAAAUGAGUCUAAAAUGAUCGAAAUAUUAAGAUACGAUAAAAAUAUUAAAAACAAGACCAUAAAAGAAGCCAGAAUAGUUGAGAUAGACCGAGAAACAAAGAUAAAAGGAAAAUAUUUAAAAAGAAAUCAAAAUAUAACAAAAGGAAAGGACUAUAUGAGAAGGUAUAACAGAAAACGAAGACCGAGUAGUUCAAAUGAACCAAAGAGACUUCAAAAGAAGUAGAAAUAUGGUAAAAUGGAAAGCUAGAAAAGAAAUCGAAGACCGAGUAGUUCAAAUGAACCAAAGAGACUUCAAAAGAAGUAGAAAUAUGGUAAAAUGAAAAGCUAGAACAGAAAUCGAAGACCGAGUAGUUCAAAUGAACCAAAGAGACUUCAAAAGAAGUAGAAAUAUGGUAAAAUGGAAAGCUAGAAAAGAAAUCGAAGACCGAGUAGUUCAAAUGAACCAAAGAGACUUCAACACAAGUAGAUAUAUGGUAAAAUGGAAAGCUAGAAAAGAAAUCGAAGACCGAGUAGUUCAAAUGAACCAAAAAGACUUCAAAAGAAGUAGAAAUA